AUGAAGCUCUUGUCUGUUUGGGCUGUGGCAGCCCUAGCAGCUCAGGCUGCUGGCGCUGCUAUCACUCAUAAGCUGAAUGGGUUGACCAUUACAGACCAUCCGGACCCCGCAAAGCGGGCUCUUCUCCAGAAAUAUGUCACUUGGGAUGAGAACUCGCUGUUCAUCAAUGGCGAGCGACUCAUGCUCUUUAGCGGAGAAUUUCACCCAUUCCGGUUGCCUGUUCCCACCCUAUGGAUUGAUGUUUUCCAAAAGGUCAAGGCCCUCGGAUUCAAUUGCGUUUCAUUCUACGUUGAUUGGGCUCUUUUGGAGGGCAAGCCUGGUCAAUAUCGUGCCGACGGGAUCUUCGAUCUGGACAAAUUUUUCGAUGCCGCCACUGAAGCCGGCAUUUACUUGUUGGCUCGUCCUGGUCCUUAUAUCAACGCUGAAGCAUCUGGUGGUGGUUUCCCAGGCUGGCUGCAACGGGUUAAUGGCACUCUGCGUACCACUGCCCCGGCAUACCUGAAUGCAACCAACAACUAUAUGGCUAAUGUUGCAGGCACUAUUGCCAAAGCCCAAAUUACCAAUGGUGGUCCCAUCAUUCUCUACCAGCCCGAGAAUGAGUAUUCGGGGGCUUGCUGUUAUGAUACCGAUUUCCCCGAUGGAAAUUACAUGCAAUACGUUGAAGACCAAGCUCGCAACGCUGGUGUCAUUAUUCCAUUGAUGAACAACGACGCAGGAGCCGAGGGACAUAAUGCCCCAGGUACUGGAGUAGGAGAGGUAGAUAUCUACGGACACGAUAGCUAUCCUCUUGGCUUUGACUGUGCUAGCCCGUAUACCUGGCCCAGUGGUGACCUGCCCACAAACUUUUAUACUCUGCAUAUGGAACAAAGCCCAACAACACCAUACGCCCUCGUCGAGUUCCAAGGUGGAUCCUUUGAUCCCUGGGGAGGAAGUGGCUACUACAACUGUUCUGAGCUUCUGAACUAUGAGUUUGAAAGAGUGUUUUACAAGAACAACUUCAGCUUCCGCGUUGCUUUCCUGAACCUUUAUAUGAUCUUCGGUGGUACUAACUGGGGCAACCUGGGCCACCCAGGUGGCUACACAUCUUAUGAUUACGGAUCUGCCAUUACUGAGUCUCGCAACAUUACCCGUCAAAAGUACAGCGAGCUCAAGUUGCUUGGAAACUUCCAAAAGGUUACUUCGGCUUACUCGACAAACUCGGAUAUUGCUGUCACUCCUCUCAUUGGAAGCAAUGGCUCGGAUACUUCAUUCUACGUCGUCCGACACAAUGACUAUUCCAGCCAAACCUCUGCCGAUUACAAGCUCACGGUCUCUACAAGUGCUGGUGACCUGACCAUUCCUCAGCUUAGUGGAAGCCUUACUCUUGGUAGUCGUGACUCGAAGAUUCAUGUCGUGGACUAUGACGUCGCAGGUACCAACAUCCUGUACUCCACCGGUGAAGUUUUUAGCUGGAAGUCUUUUGCCAGCGGCAAGGUUCUCGUUCUCUAUGGUGAUGUUGGCGAGCACCACGAACUUGCAGUUUCCGGUGCAUCCAGUGCUACCGUGGUCGAGGGCUCGUCAUCUGGAAUCACUUCUAAGAAGGUCGGCAGUGCAAUUGUUGUCGGUUGGGAUGUUUCCGCCACUCGCCGCAUCGUCAAGAUUGGUGACCUGCAGGUUCUCCUUCUAGAUCGAUACUCCGCCUACAAUUACUGGACUCCAGAAGUUCCCACUUCAGGCACAACUCCAGGAUACAGCUCGCAGGCUACCACCAACUCCUCUAUCAUUGUCAAUGCCGGUUAUCUCGUGCGAACUGCAUACCUGUCUGGCACUGAGCUCCAUCUUACUGCUGAUUUCAACAAAACCACUACUGUUGAGGUCUUCGGAGCUCCAUCCAAAGCUAAGACUCUCUACAUCAACGGCGAGAAGACCGCUGUCACAGUCGAUAAGAAUGGUAUCUGGUCAACAAGUGUUAAAUAUACCAAGCCAACCGUUUCCCUGCCAUCGCUGAAGAGCCUGAGCUGGAAGUACAUUGACACGCUCCCUGAGAUUCAGAACUCCUACGAUGACUCCGCUUGGCCCAAGGCUGACCACGCAUACACCAAUAACAGCGUUAACCCGCUCAAUACGCCUACUUCCCUGUACUCGUCUGAUUAUGGUUUCCACACUGGUUACCUCCUCUGGCGCGGUCACUUUGUUGCUACAGGAAGUGAGUCGUCGUUCUUUGCGUACCUUCAAGGUGGCGAGGCCUUUGGUGCCUCUAUCUGGCUCAAUGAGACCUACCUCGGUUCCUGGACUGGAGAAGGCGCCACAGAGGUCUACAAUGUCACUUACUCGCUUCCAACCUUGACCGCUGGCAAGAACUACGUACUCACAGUUGUGAUUGAUAACAUGGGUCUGGACGAAGACUGGACUGUCGGCAGCGAAUACAUGAAAGAUCCUCGCGGUCUUAUGGACUACACCCUAUCAGGCCGAGAUGCCGAUGCAAUCACCUGGAAGCUGACAGGUAAUCUGGGCGGCGAAGACUACCAAGAUGUUGUGCGUGGUCCUCUGAAUGAGGGUGGACUGUAUGCAGAGCGCCAAGGUUACCACCAGCCUGAUCCUCCAAGUGGUAGCUGGAAAUCUAGCAGCCCGCUUACUGGUCUUUCCAAGCCUGGAAUUGGUUUCUACACUACAAGCUUUGAUCUCAACCUGCCCGAAGGCUAUGACAUCCCACUUUACAUUAGCUUGAAGAACUCGACAUCCCCGAGUGACUACCGAGUCCAGCUUUAUGUCAACGGAUACCAGUACGGUAAAUACGUCAACAAUAUUGGUCCCCAGACAGACUACCCUGUUCCCCAGGGCAUUUUCAAUUACCAAGGCACAAACUGGAUCGCUGUUUCCUUGUGGGCACAGCAGGAGGGUGGUGCUAAGCUGGAUGACCUUGAGCUUAUCUACGAGCUUCCGGUUCUCACUGCUUUGAGUGGUAUUGAGUCUGUAGACCAGCCCAAGUGGCAGAAGCGUGCUGGUGCUUAUUGA
Molecule: messenger RNA, 2994 nt
Organism: Penicillium malachiteum
Lineage: Eukaryota; Fungi; Ascomycota; Eurotiomycetes; Eurotiales; Aspergillaceae
Product: glycoside hydrolase family 35 protein
Exons: 8
Coding region: 1-2994 (997 amino acids)
Biological process (GO): carbohydrate metabolic process
Cellular component (GO): vacuole
Molecular function (GO): beta-galactosidase activity
Source: RefSeq, a predicted model, not a curated record